Molecule: messenger RNA, 477 nt
Organism: Dovyalis caffra
Lineage: Eukaryota; Viridiplantae; Streptophyta; Magnoliopsida; Malpighiales; Salicaceae
Source: the annotation of a GenBank genome assembly
AUGGGUUUGCCCCAAUCUGAGAUGCUUUUCUCUGAUCAGAAAGAUCUGAAUCCCAUGGAAUUCAAUUUCCUUGUGAGAUCCACAUUAGAACUUGAAGACGACUGUAAAAUUGUACCUCAAGGGCUUUAUGAGGAAAAAGAAGUUGAAGAAGAAGAAAAGCAAGAAGAUAAAUGCAAGACAUCGGUGCCUACUUUGAAGAUAAAAUUGCCGUCUGUAGAAGCAUUCCAAAUUGAAGAAGAUAGCGAUGAUGAUGGGUUCAAGACUCCGACUUCUUUGGAUUGCAAAAUUCCUGUCAUUUUUCAAUGUCCGCCUGCACCCAGAAAGCCUAAAUCACUCCCAUCAACCAAACGAAAAUCGUCUCCACGGAGAGUCUUACUUGAUCUGUCCAACGAGAUUGGAUCUUUGUUUCCUCCAGCUCUUGCUGCGGAUCUUGUUGGCAAGAUUAAGAAAGUUAGACAAGGCAAUGACACCAAAUAA